Penicillium angulare is the source of this 930-nucleotide messenger RNA. RefSeq names its product SGNH/GDSL hydrolase family protein. Gene Ontology annotation, molecular function: hydrolase activity, acting on ester bonds. NCBI's taxonomy places the organism in Eukaryota, Fungi, Ascomycota, Eurotiomycetes, Eurotiales, Aspergillaceae. The record is from RefSeq and is a predicted model, not a curated record. The transcript is spliced from 5 exons. Bases 1 to 930 code for a protein of 309 amino acids.
AUGAAAUUCCAAUCAAUUUGCAUGGCUGCUAGCUUGGUUGCUGCAGGUGCUGUGGCAUCCCCUGUCAAGGCUCAUGACAGGCCUCCUACCUACCUCUUUACAUUCGGGGAUUCUUACAGCAUGACCAGCUUUGACAUAUCCGGAGAACAACCAGCGCCCGGAGAUGCAAUGGGCAAUCCGGCACUAGGCCUGUACAGGCAGUAUAGCGACUUACACAUUCUAGGUACCGGUACCACAGGAGGAGGCAUCAAUUGGAUAGGAGACCUCACUACUGCGGAAAAUGAAACGCUCAUCCUAACCUACAACCUCGCAGUAGGUGGGGCAACUAUUGACAACCAGAUACUCAAUGCUGGAGUGGAGGACAUGACAACACAAGUUGCGACUUUUCUCUCAACUUACGGCGACAAGCCUGGCAUCGCACCCUGGGCUUCGGAUAAUACUGUUUUUGGGUUUUGGAUUGGGAUUAACGAUGUCGGUUGGGCAUACUCCAGUCAAAACGCCACGACACUUGUACCAGUGCUAAUGGCGCAGUAUAAAUCUCUCGUUGAGCAGAUAUACGCCAAAGGUGGACGAAACUUUUUAUUCUUGAACGUCCCACCCACGAGUCGCAGCCCAUACAUUCUAGAAUCUGGGUUGGCAGCUUCGCGACAACACGCAGCAUGGUUGACUGUUUUUAAUGAAUAUCUGAAGUUGAUGAUACUCGGCUUUCAAGAUGAGCACCCCGAGGUAAAAACCGUGCUCUAUAAUUCUUGGAAUUUCAUGACACAAAUUCUCGACAACCCAACCAAAUAUCAUUAUCCGAACUCCACCUGUAUUGAUACUGACGGGACAACCUGCAUUUGGUGGAAUAGCUACCAUCCUGGCUUGCGAUACCACGCCCUGCAGGCUGCUGAUAUGAAAGGUCACCUUGAGCCAUUCGGUGCUUGGUGA